AUGGCCACAGCCGCCACCGCCUCCUCCUCGUCUUCCAACAACGGGAGCGCGCGUGAGCACCUCCUGGCGGUGCGCAGGCGGACCCCUCACCCCAGGCCCUACACCAUCGGCCCCGAGCACCUGCGGGGGCUGUCGGGUUCGGGUCAGACCGCCGUGCCUCACCCUCACUCCUCCUCCCCCUCUUCGGCGCUGCAGACCGAGGAGCCGCAGGAGAGCGCGGCGGUCGGGCUGCAGCGCGCCAACAGCGACACGGACCUGGUGACGUCGGACAGCCGCUCCUCGCUCACUGCGUCCACGUACCAGCUCACCAUGGGACAGGGCCAUCUGGUCAUCUUCUGGGACAUCAAGGAGGAGGUGGACGCCACGGACUGGAUCGGCUUGUACCACAUCGAUGAGUCGUGCGUGGCGAACGUAUGGGACUCGAAGAACCGCGGCGUGAACGGCACCCAGAGGGGCCAGGUCGUGUGGAGGCUGGAGCCGGGGCCCUACUUCAUGGAGGCGGAGACAAAGGUUUGCUUUAAGUAUUACCACGGAGUGAGCGGCGCCCUGCGAGCCACCACGCCCUGCAUCACGGUCCGGAACCCUGGAGUGGCUUUGGGCAGUGACGGACAAGCGGAGGAACAGCUGGGGACCGAACACUGUCGAAAACUGGUCAGCUUCACUUUGGCAGAAAUUGCAGCAGUUGGAUUAAAAAAGGGGAUGUUCUUCAACCCGGACCCGUACCUGAAGAUGUCCAUCCUGCCGGGGAAGAGGAGCGCCCUGCCCAAGUUCACACACCACGGCCAGGAGAGAAGAUCCUCCAUCAUCGCCAACACCAUCAACCCAGUGUGGCAAGGAGAGAAAUACACCUUCGUGGCGCUGAUGACGGACGUGCUGGAGAUCGAGGUCAAAGAUAAGUUUGCAAAAAGCCGCCCGAUUAUCAAGAGGUUCCUGGGACAGCUGAUCAUCCCGGUUCAAAGGCUCCUGGAUGGAUCGGCCGCAGACGAUCAGCCGGUCACCUACAGCCUCUGCCGUCGCCUUCCCACGGACCAUGUGAGCGGUCAGCUGCAUUUCAAAGUCUCCAUCACCUCCACUGGACAAGAAGAAGCUUCUCCGGACGCGGUGGGAGCCAUGUUGGCCGGUGCGGUGAACGGCGACCCGGGCAGCCCCUCUGACGACGAGGACCUGCCCCACCCUCACGCCUCGUCCUCCCGCGCGGCCUGCGGCGCCUCCCCCACGGGCUCCGACGAGGGCUCCCUGCUCAACGGGGCCGGUUACUACCACGACGUGUGGGCGGAGCCGGGUCAGGGGCGGGACAAUGGUGCGGCGGCGGCGGUGGAGGCAGGCAGCAGACACACGCAUCGACAGGUGUCUCUCAACGACUACCUGGACGCGCUGGAGGCUCAGAGAAGCGCCCAGGAGCGGAGUCUGCUGGGACCGUCCCCCAAACUGAGGUCCAGCUUCCCCACCGACACCAGGCUCAACGCCAUGCUGCACAUCGACUCUGACGAAGAGGAGGAGAGCGGUGAGCAGAGCACAGAACAAAGCCAAGGAUCAACAUCGCAACAGGAGAACGGAGCGGCUAAAGACAGAACCAGUUUGACAUCUCAGGACGUUCAAGAGGAUUCAAGUGGUCAAAACAAAACCGAAGAGACCGAGACGUGUGGGGGUCCAGGCGGAGAAGAGACCGCCUCCAACCACACCCCUGAGAUCACUGUUACUACUGCUGCUGCUGCUGCUGCUAACGAUAUGGGAUGUCCAUCAGAACCUGCCUCCACCUCAGCCCAGUCUGAAGCUGCAGCAGUGGGCGGAGCUGAAGGAGCAGUGGGCGGGGCUGAAGCCGGUGCAGUGGGCGGGGCUGAAGCCGGUGCAAUGGGCGGGGCUGAAUCAGGUGCAGUGGGCGGGGCUGAAGCGGGUGCAGUGGGCGGGGCUGAAGCCGGUGCAACAGACCCCGGUCUGGAGUGCACCUGUCCCAACCAGAACCAGAACCAGAACCAGAACCAUAACCGGACCAUGAACCAAGAGGUCCUGUGCAGCUCUGCCCUGAUGUGUGGCCCUCUCUCCCCCAUCGAGGAGGUGGACAUGGGUAAAGAGAUGGCCCCCAAGGCAGAGGAGGAGGGGGUGGAGUCGUCCAGCAGUGAGGCCAACGGUCCAGUGGAGACAUCGGGCACAGAGAGAACGGCUGAUUCUGAACACGGAGCCAGAGGCGGCAGCAGCAACAGCAGCAGCAGCAGGGCGGGCUCUCAGGGGCCAGAGGGGGCCGAGGCUGGGGGCGUGUGGAGGAGACGGCGCUCUCUACAGGCCGCUGGAGGAAUGUCUACAAACCAGCCGCCAGACUCAGGUGGAGGCACUCAGGUCAAUGGGCAUCAGACUGUCCGCACUCUGCCAUCUGUGCACCAUGACAUCAGCAGAUACCAGCGCGUGGACGAGCCGCUGCCUCCGAACUGGGAAGCGCGCAUUGACAGCCACGGCCGUAUUUUCUAUGUGGACCACGUGAACCGGACCACCACCUGGCAGAGGCCCACAGCGCCCCCUGCCCCCCAGACCAUGCAGAGGUCCAGCUCCAUUCAGCAAAUGGAGCAGCUCAAUCGAAGGUAUCAGAGUAUUCGCCGGACUAUGACCAACGACAGUCGCCCGGAGGAGACGCCGCCGGAGGCCGAGCUGCUGUCAGAUGAGAUGGACUCGCAGCCUUCAUCCGGAGACCUGCGGCGGGACCCCAGCCCGGCCCCUCCCAGCUCCAGCUCCCGCUCUCGCCUCACCCUCCUGCUCCAGUCGCCCAGCGCCAAGUUUCUCACCAGCCCCGACUUCUUCACUGUACUGCAUUCCAACCUUAGUGCCUACCGUAUGUUCACCGCCAACACGUGUCUCAAACAUAUGAUCAGUAAAGUGCGCCGCGACACGCACCACUUCGAGCGUUACCAGCACAACCGCGACCUGGUGGCCUUCCUCAACAUGUUCGCCAACAAACAGCUGGAGCUGCCGCGGGGCUGGGAGAUGAAGCAGGACCACACCGGCAAGACUUUCUUUGUGGACCAUAACUCUCGGGCCACCACCUUCAUCGACCCGCGGCUGCCUCUGCAGAGCUCGCGACCCCCGAGUGUCCUGGCUCAUAGGCACCACCUCACACGCCAGCGCAGCCACAGUGCAGGGGAGGUCAGCCCCAGGAGACUGGCUGGAGAGGACCCCCGUCACCCCGGCCCCCCGGUCCUCCCACGCUCUUCCAACACCUUCACCUCCUCAGGCAGAGUGCAGAGCCAGGACGUGGUUCCAGUGGCUUACAAUGACAAGAUUGUAGCGUUUCUACGGCAACCCAACAUCUUCGAGAUCCUGCAGGAGAGACAGCCCGACCUCAGCCGCAAUCAUUCACUCAGGGAGAAGGUGCAGCUGAUCCGCACAGACGGAGCCUCAGGUCUGGCCCGGUUGUCUGGAGACGCCGACCUGGUCAUGUUGUUGAGUUUGUUUGAAGACGAGGUGAUGUCUUAUGUGCCUCCACACGCCUUACUGCACCCCAGCUACUGCCAGUCGCCACGGGGAUCGCCGGUCUCCUCUCCGCAGAACUCGCCUGGGACCCAGCGAGCCAACGCCAGAGCUCCAGCGCCCUACAAGAGAGACUUCGAGGCCAAACUCCGCAACUUUUACAGGAAGUUGGAAACAAAAGGCUACGGCCAGGGCCCAGGGAAGCUAAAACUGAUCAUUCGCCGAGACCACCUCCUGGAAGACGCCUUCAACCAGAUCAUGUGCUACUCCAGGAAGGACCUCCAGCGCAGCAAGCUCUACGUCAGCUUCGUCGGAGAAGAGGGGUUGGACUACAGCGGCCCUUCCAGAGAGUUCUUCUUCCUGGUGUCGAGAGAGCUUUUUAACCCUUACUACGGACUGUUCGAAUACUCCGCCAACGACACCUACACGGUUCAGAUCAGCCCCAUGUCGGCCUUCGUCGACAAUCACCACGAAUGGUUCAGGUUCAGCGGCCGUAUCCUGGGUCUGGCCUUGAUUCACCAGUACCUCCUGGACGCCUUCUUCACCCGACCCUUCUACAAAGGCCUGCUGCGCAUUCCGUGCGAGCUGAGCGACCUGGAGUACUUGGACGAGGAGUUCCACCAGUCCCUGCAGUGGAUGAAGGACAACGACAUCGAGGACAUGCUGGACCUCACCUUCACCGUCAACGAGGAGGUCUUUGGACAGAUCACGGAGCGCGAGCUGAAGCCUGGAGGAGCCAACAUCCCAGUGACGGAGAAGAACAAGAAAGAAUACAUCGAGCGGAUGGUGAAGUGGAGGAUCGAGCGCGGCGUGGUGCAGCAGACCGAGAGCCUGGUCCGAGGAUUCUUUGAGGUGGUGGAUGCGAGGCUGGUGUCUGUGUUCGACGCCCGGGAGCUGGAGCUGGUGAUCGCUGGGACGGCUGAGAUCGACCUGUCGGACUGGAGGAACAACACGGAGUACAGAGGAGGUUACCAUGACCACCACAUCGUCAUCCGCUGGUUCUGGGCGGCGGUGGAGCGCUUCAACAAUGAGCAGAGACUCCGACUCCUGCAGUUUGUGACCGGGACGUCCAGCAUCCCGUACGAGGGGUUUGCUGCUCUGCGUGGGAGCAACGGACCUCGCCGGUUCUGUGUGGAGAAGUGGGGAAAAGUGACGGCUCUCCCCAGGGCCCACACCUGCUUCAACCGCCUGGACCUGCCUCCGUACCCCUCUUUCUCCAUGCUCUUUGAGAAGAUGCUCACCGCAGUAGAAGAAACCAGCACUUUUGGACUUGAAUGA
Molecule: messenger RNA, 4734 nt
Organism: Knipowitschia caucasica
Lineage: Eukaryota; Metazoa; Chordata; Actinopteri; Gobiiformes; Gobiidae
Source: the annotation of a GenBank genome assembly